AUGUCUCAGCAAUCGUGUGAUGCAUCUCCCGUAUCUGACUCAGCAACACCGGGUGAGUCCUCUAACCCUAAUAGGGUUUUGAAUGUUGUACCUUUAAGGACGACUAGCAGUGAUGAAGUAAAGGCCAUAAAGCCUAAAACGGCACCUGCAAGAUGGCCCAAGGAGGGUAUUCGAAACAAGGGCGCCAAACCUUCUUCAUCUAAUACCAGAGAGGCACUUACUAAAGAAGGAACUAGAUAUGUUGAUAACAUAAUUGCCAAUAUUGUUACACGCAUUCUGAAGGAAAAUUAUCAAGUGCCUGGGAUAUCUGUCCCUCUUCAAACCAUAAUGCCUAAUCCUCUCAAGAACACCAGUAAGGCUGAAGUUUCUCAUACUUCUGGUUGUGACCCAGCUGAAGAGGAGAUCAUUAAGAAUGAACAAGGAGGUGCUGAGAAUACCAAUGUUACUGAGGAUGUCAAUGACAUCGAAGAGAAUGAGCACCCUAAGGUCAAUACUGAAAUAGGUACCAAUGUGGUAGACUUAGAUGAGUAUUCUAACAACGAGUUGCUUGCCUCUUUGAAUCCAAGUGUAGCCAACAGGCUGAUGGCUAGAAGAAAAGGCAAAGCUAUUUCCCAAAGUUCCCUUGAAAAGAAUGCAGAAGCUAAGAGCAUUGUCAAAGACUCUGUCAAGAAGAAGAGUACUUCUGCUGGUCCUAUCAAGAGCAGAGCUGUGGCUAAGAGUGUAGGGGUUGGUCCCUCAAAGUCCUGGAGCAAGGUUGUUCCAAAGAAAAGAAAAGAGAGGGAAAUUGUUGAAUCUGAGUCUGAUGUUGAAGGGGAUGUCCCUAACAUUCCAUCAAGGAAGAAGCCUACAACAAGCAAGCUUGCUGCAAGUAUUCCUGAAGUGCCUAUUGAUAAUGUGUCAUUCCACUAUGCCUCCAGUGCCAGCAGGUGGAAAUAUGUUCUCCAAAAGAGACUGGAAGUUGAAAGGAAGUUGGCUCCAAAUGCUCUUGAGAACAAGGAAAUCUUAAAGCUAAUUCAGGAAGCUGGACUAUUAAAGACUGUGUGUAACCUUCCCAAAUGUUAUGAGAGGCUGGUCAAAGAAUUUAUGGUGAACCUAUCUGAAGAUUGUGGAAACAGCAAGAGUGUGGACUUUAGAAAGGUGUUUGUGAGAGGUAAGUGUGUUUCGUUCUCUCUUUCUGUGAUUUAUAACUUCUUGGCAAGAACAGAUGAAGCUCAACCUGAGCUUGAAGUGACAGACAACAAGGUUUGUCAAGUGAUCACAGCCAAGCAGGUAAAAAGUUGGCCCUUAAAAGAGAAACUAACUGCAAGUAAGCUGAGCAUCAAGUAUGCAAUGCUUCACAAGAUAUGA
Messenger RNA from Vicia villosa (hairy vetch), 1347 nucleotides. RefSeq lists its product as uncharacterized. The record is from RefSeq and is a predicted model, not a curated record. Lineage: Eukaryota; Viridiplantae; Streptophyta; Magnoliopsida; Fabales; Fabaceae. The transcript has a single exon. Bases 1 to 1347 code for a protein of 448 amino acids.